AGCUUUCCCUAAUUGCUAAAAUUCCCUUACCCUAAUCGAAUUCGAUUCUCUCACAGACUCACGACCCGGUCUCAGAAAUCAGAUUCAGAGUUCACGGCAUCCCGAUUCAGUCACGCACGCGGCUUCCUUCUCUUCUUCUUCAUCGUCCCUUCCAGCUGCUCUCUCCUCCCCUGCUCGUCGUUCCUUCUUCAUCUCAGGUUCAGAGUUCAGGUUCUGGGCCGUCGUUCCGGUUCUCUCGCUCGUCGUUCUGGGUCACCGCUGUUGCUUCUCCUCCUUUCCCACUCUGAGGCUGCCUCGCCAUUUCCAGUGAUCCUCUCAUGCUUAUAUGAAACUGAAAGUGUGAAAUCUAAAGGUGAAGCCGGGUUGCUCUCUGGUUGUUGCUCCCUUCCAGUCAUCUCAUCUCCUCGGCUUAUUGUAUCAGGCCUUAGUCACUGACAAAGUUAAACUUUUGAUGGGGGUGACCUCAGGCUCCAAUAUCAACCAGCAAUCGUCUUCUAAAAUGCUACCUCCACGCCAGCAAUCUCGUGUUGGAGGACUGCAAACUUCACUAUCCCUAGUUUCUUCAGAUCCUCGUCUCUCUCCUGAGGAACCUAGAUCAAACUCUGACAAUAUUCGAGAAUCUCCUACUGAAAGUGCUAGUUCACGAGAAACCUGGCCCACUGCUGAAGCUAUUGCUGCAAAAAAAAUGGCAAAUGGGAAGGCUGAGGAUGAUUGCCCUGAGCUGUCAGUCAUCCGUCGUGUUUCUAGUGCCAACAAAAUCACCCUUCAGGACAUAGGAAGAGAAAGGGUUGACAUAAUAUCUGAAAAGAUGCAUCGUCUACCUGAUGAAUUUUUAGAAGAACUGAAGAACAGCCUACGAGUGAUCCUUGAGGGAGGGAAUGGUUCACAGCACAGGGAGGAAUUCUUCACUUUGCAGAGGCUUGUUCAAAGUCGAACUGAUUUGACGGCCAAGACAUUGAUCAGAGCACAUCGUGUGCAGCUUGAAAUCCUCGUGGCCAUUAAUACUGGAAUUCAGGCAUUUUUGCAUCCCAACAUCGGUCUUUCACAACCUUCCCUCAUUGAGAUCUUUGUGUACAGGAGAUGCAGAAAUAUCGCUUGUCAGAACCAGCUUCCUGCUGAUGACUGUACCUGUGAAAUAUGCACCAGCAGGAAUGGUUUCUGCAAUCUCUGCAUGUGUGUAAUCUGCAACAAGUUUGACUUCGAAGUAAAUACUUGCCGCUGGAUUGGGUGUGAUUUAUGCUCUCACUGGACUCAUACAGACUGUGCCAUUCGUGAUCAACUUAUUUGCAUGGGCCCUUCUGCAAAGAGUGGUGCAGGACCAAGCGAAAUGGUUUUCAGGUGCCAAGCAUGCAAGAGGACUUCAGAGCUGUUGGGUUGGGUUAAAGAUGUUUUUCAGCAUUGUGCGCCAUCAUGGGAUGGGGAGGCUUUAAUGAGGGAACUUGAUUUUGUUAGUAGGAUCUUUCAUGGUAGUAAAGACCCCAGGGGGAGGAAACUGUGCCGGAAUUGUGAUGAUCUAAAGGAGAAAAUGAAAAGUGGAAUGGUGGAACCAAAUGCUGCAUGCAGUGCAAUGUUGAUGCUUUUCCAAGAGCUUGAGGUGGACUCCCCAAAGAGCCUUGAAAAUGGAGAAAGUGGAAGGAUGAUUGCUCCACAGGACGCAUGCAAUAGAAUUGCUGAAGUCGUGCAGGAGGCUAUAAGAAAAAUGGAAAUGGUAGCUGAUGAGAAGAUGAGAAUGUUCAAGAAGACUCGCUUGGCUCUUGAUGCUUGUGAUCGAGAAUUGGCAGAUAAGGCGAGGGAAGCGGCAGAACUCAAGAUGGACAGGCAAAAAAAGAAAUCACAGAUAGAAGAACUGGAGAGAAUUGUAAGGCUUAAAACUGCAGAGGCUGAUAUGUUCCAGCUUAAGGCUAAUGAGGCUAAACGAGAGGCUGAGAGGCUUCAGCGAAUUGCUCUUGCCAAAUCGGAUAAAUCAGAGGAAGAAUAUACAAGCAACUACUUGAAACAACGAUUGAGUGAGGCUGAAGCUGAGAAGCAAUAUCUCUAUGAGAAGAUCAAACUGCAGGAGAGUUCUCGUGCUUCGCAGGGUAGUAGUGGCGACCCAUCUCAAUUGCUGAUGUAUUCCAAAAUCCAUGAUCUGCUCUAUAGUGUACCUCCCAAGGCAGAUAGUCAGCCUAAUGAGCGUCACCCAUUCCGAACAAAUCCAUGAUUAUUUGUUCUGUGUAUGAAGGAAUAUCUUCUGUUGAACCAUUAGUCAAGAGUUAAUCAAAUCCCAUUUAUCUUCCUUCGGAUAGAGAAGAGAUCUUAGUAAA
Molecule: messenger RNA, 2303 nt
Organism: Neltuma alba
Lineage: Eukaryota; Viridiplantae; Streptophyta; Magnoliopsida; Fabales; Fabaceae
Product: OBERON-like protein
Exons: 4
Coding region: 452-2200 (582 amino acids)
Biological process (GO): regulation of gene expression; root meristem specification; maintenance of shoot apical meristem identity
Cellular component (GO): nucleus
Source: RefSeq, a predicted model, not a curated record